This is a messenger RNA of Sinocyclocheilus rhinocerous, 2266 nucleotides long. Its product is annotated as growth hormone receptor-like. Lineage: Eukaryota; Metazoa; Chordata; Actinopteri; Cypriniformes; Cyprinidae. The transcript is spliced from 9 exons. Gene Ontology annotation, biological process: cytokine-mediated signaling pathway. The record is from RefSeq and is a predicted model, not a curated record. Gene Ontology annotation, molecular function: cytokine receptor activity; protein binding. Bases 290 to 1720 code for a protein of 476 amino acids. Gene Ontology annotation, cellular component: external side of plasma membrane.
UGAGUUUCCAGAUCUCUCCGGGUGUGUUUGUAAGCUGUUGUCAUGUGAUACGCUGUAUCAGGAUUAUUCCAUUAUCUCGUCUGUACGGUCAUCUUCAUCAACACAAAAGCAGGUGUGUGCAAGACGCUUGUCCCUUCAGAAACCACUACCUUUGUGAGUGUCGAGAAAGAGAAGAGGCGGGUUCAACAAGGUUAAAGUGGCGAGUGGCAUGAGAACUGAACAUGGACUCUGUCUGAAGCGCUUGAAGGGAAUUUAUCGGACUCAAUCCUGCUGAUUUUACAGACGCGUGAUGCUGUGCUUUCUGCUGACGCUCCACUGGAUGACGGUCACUGUAGCGCUGCAGUCAUCCAAGGAAGAUGGCAAAAGGCCGUAUAUUUACCGCUGCCGCUCGCCCAACAUGGAGAUCUUCACCUGCUGGUGGCGUCCGAUCGCUAAUCAGGACAACGUCACCUACACGUUCCUGUACACCACGGGUGAGCGCGCUCCUCGGGAGUGUCCCGAUUACGUGAGCGGCGGCAUCAACAGCUGCUUCUUCGAUGCCAAACACACUCAGGUCUGGGAGAUGUACUGCAUGAACGUGACCGCACACACGCGCACGGGGCUCAUCACCUCUCAGAAACACUGCCUGGACGUGGUCGAUAUAGUGGAGACCGACCCCCCCUGUAACCUGACGUACAUCAUGCUGAACGAGAGCAUCGGUGAAGUCGGCCGCAGUGUUUUAGUGUCCUGGUUGCAUCCGGUUGAGUCUCUAGUGCAUGAGGCAUUGAUCAUGAUCUACGAGCUGCGCUACAGAAACCUCGCUCACACAGACAGCUGGAGGGUAAUGGAGCGUUUGCGCGAGCCUCGUGUGGAGUUUUUGGAUCUGCCGGUGGGAACGUAUGAGUUCAGUGUGCGCUGCCGCUCCACCAGCAACAAACACUGGAGUGCAUGGAGCGAGUCCAUCAUCGUCACCAUCAACGGCAGAGCUCUGUCCGAUCGGAUGUUGGCCUUGAUCCUUGUGACCAGCAUCGCCAUCAUGAUCUUCCUCUUCAUCAGUUUGGGGAACAUCCCACGAGGCAAGAGGAUUAAAUCGCUCCUCCUGCCAGCGAUUCCCAAACCGCGCAUCCCAGGGCUUGAACCCGCUCUGCUGAAGAAGGGGAAGAUUGACGAGAUCAAUCAGCAUUUCUCCAGUUUUCACGGCUAUAAGUCGCCGCAGUACUGCACGGAUACGUGGUACCAGGUGAGCGUGGACACGAGUCCGGCUGUGACGCCUGACGGUAUACAGGAGGAUGCACCGAUCGGGCCAAUCACGCAGUACGUCACCUGCCCCGACGGACAACAGUCUGUUCAGAUCAGCUGCACUCCUGCGCCUUACUGUCAUGGCCCCGCCCCCUACGGUGAGGGAGACACGCCCCCUCCAGACCCUGGCCCCGCCCACCCGGAGCUCGCCUCUGUCCCAGGCAUGGACUACAGCAUGAUUCUAAGCCCCGCCCCCGCGGCACCGCCCACUCAGGACUUCUACACGUGUGUGAACAGCGUGACGCCCACCAGCGCGCUGCAUCUGGUGCCCUACCUGCAGCUCAACGAGGGAGCGGAUGACGAAGCAGACAAGAGCAGCCAGCUGGCAGCGCUGCUGGAGAAGCAGAUGGAGGCGCUGUUGAGCACGAUCGAGUCGGACCCGAGCGAAGCUGGCAUGCCUUCACUACUACAUUCUUCAGACAGGAGCUGCAGAAGCAUCUAAUAACACACACACACACACACACAGAAUAACACAGUCCAUGAGUCACGCAGUCUGUGCUGGUUUGUCUUGAUGGGAAACGUGCCUGGAGUUUCAGUUCAAGCUGAGCGCAUUCGCAUGCAGAACGCCUGAUUCACAGCGCAAGUGUCAGCAGCGCAUCAUUUUUCACUGCGCAUGUUAAGAAACGUGGUUGUUCACAUUGAAGCGUGAGCAUUGCAUUAGCAGCAGUGUAGCGGGUGUUUUAACGCCAAGUCUAGUUUCGCAGAGCUGCUACUGCUCAAUUUAAGUGACAACGCACUAAUAUGGACUAAAUGAACAUAUUUUAAUCGAAUUCAUUGAAUUUAGUUUGCAAAGAUGUGUAGAUUUGAUAUGAAUUAUAGAAAGUCAUGUAAAUGAUUUAGCUACCAGUCAGGUGAAUUUUUCCUCCUCAUGUAAAUAAGAUUUUUCAAAGACAAUUAAUGACCAUUUUAGGUCAUACUUAAAUUAUACAGUCACCGUAGUUACCUAUAAAUCCCUGCAUAGAUGAAAAGACGCUUUCAGUGUGAAUUC